GAUGACAAGCCUCCAUAUCAUCAUUGGUUUUGGACUCCUCGGACUCUGCUCAAGCGGAUCCCCAUUUCCAAUAAAGAAAAACAGUACAAGUAAAUGGAACUGGGCUCAUGAUGGUAUAACUAAUAACGGGGUCCUUGAGUUGCUUGGUGACGGGGCUGUAAAGUUUAACAAUGGUAGAAGACAGGGUAGUUGGGGACUCAGAGACUGUGGCAGAAUCCUUGGUACCACCUUUUACGGUCGUUAUCAUGAGCUGAGGUACGAAGAUGGGAUAGCGACCCUGGUAAUCCCCAAGAGAUCCCCUCCCAGCAUUAUGACACUGAUAUCAGCAAAUGGAGGGGCUGAUUGUGAUGGAGACGAUUCUGAAUCUCAAGACUGUAAUGCUGACCCUUGCCCCGUUGACGGAGGAUGGUCUGACUUUUCGGAUUGGUCUGAGUGCUCUGCUGCAUGCGGAGGAGGAUCUCAAAGUAGAAGCAAAAGUUGUUCCAACCCUGCUCCAGCAGAUGGAGGGGCCGAUUGUGAUGGAGAUGAUUCAGAAUCCCAAGACUGCAACACUGAUCCCUGUCUAGCUAUUGGAGGACAGAGGUACAUUCUGGCCAGACCAUUGGCAGUAGGUGAUAUCAUCGAAGCUUGGGGGAUCUUCAAAGAUAUUACUACGGUCAAAUUCAACGUGAACAUUCUUGGUGACGAAAUCAACCUACUUCAUGUGGACUUUAGACCUUACAUUGACACAAUCGUUCUGAACAACAACGUCAACGGGGCUUGGCAGAGAAACAUCAGGCCUGCGUUCAGCAGGGAUAAUUUCGGAGCUGAUGAGAUGUUUAAGGUUACGAUUGAGGUCCUAGAUGCGGAAUACAAAAUAUCCUUCAAUGAUGAAGAGAUCGCUGCUAGAUUCCCUCAACGAGAUGACAUUUCUUUGGCUACUGCUGUGGCUCUCAUUGGCGGCAGUAACGGUUUCCAAUGGACAAACCUCAACUUGCCCAAAGCACUGGAGGCGGUUGCAGUUUAAGUGGUUAAGCCUGACCAGAUGACCUAAAGAUUGGUAUUUAAAGGAUAAUGUGUAUGAUACUGAGAACUACUUCCUUUAACAGACUGUUCUUUUUUAUUGGCUGAAGCCGAUCUUUAUAAUCAUCAAAAAUAAAAUGCAAAUUUUCUGGUUUUCAAUUAUAAAAGCAAGUUAUUGUUUGGAAUUCAACUUUUUGAACUUUGAUUAUUGUGCAAUUUCGGAACAGAUUUCGGUUAUUUCAUUUUAUUUUUCUGUUCCGCCAA
This is a messenger RNA of Bolinopsis microptera, 1266 nucleotides long. RefSeq lists its product as uncharacterized. Gene Ontology annotation, molecular function: carbohydrate binding. The coding region runs from base 2 to 1006 and encodes 334 amino acids. The transcript is spliced from 8 exons. Lineage: Eukaryota; Metazoa; Ctenophora; Tentaculata; Lobata; Bolinopsidae. The record is from RefSeq and is a predicted model, not a curated record.